AUGACCAGCGCCCACGCGUCCACAGCUUCUGGCAGCCCGCAUGACGCCGAUGCUGCCUCCCGAAAACGCAAAUCUAGAAGUUCGCCAGUGGAUUAUUCAUCUCAAAUGGGAAAGUCUGGUGGCCAGAAUUCCAACGGCGACAAUCUCCUGCCCAGAAAGAAGAUAAAGGUAGAAGAAGAACACACUACCGAAAUCACACGGGAAGAAGAGUUAGUCCUGCUCAUUUCAGGCUAUAAUUUGGCUGCCAAUGAGUUGUUCCAACUAAAGGAAUACGGCUCUUUGGUUGAGUGGAAUCCUUCAGACUUCUCCUCUGCAGCGAACAGCCAAAUUCCAGAGAUAUUCCAGUAUUUCAUCGAACAGAAUCGUUACAAGUUGAUUUGGGACGAGGAUUCCAUGGAGAACAUGGAUAGCAUGCCUUUAAGACUUCAAAAGAAAAAACUCCAAGAACGUGAAGAAAUGCUUCGAAAAAAGUAUCCGUUUAUGGACGAGGUCAACCAAAGAGCUGCUGAGGUAGAGCGUGAACUUCUAUCGUUUGGACUCAAAUCCAUCAAAUCUGAACCGAAACAUGCUAUCAAGGCAAAACCUGUGAAAAGUAAGUCGAAGUCAGCCAGAAAACUGGACACUCCUGCAGAACUUGAACUCGAUGAAGAGUUAGAUGAAGAAAUCUUGGAACUGUACUCGGAUAUCGACACAAACUACAAACUCAAGGAUGUGGUCUAUACCAUUCCUCCACCUAUAGUUACACAUCCUUCGCAUAUUCCAUCGUGGCGUCCUCAAGAUCAAAGUGAGAGUGCUAUACAUGGAGAGGCAGAAAACACUCAUCACGUCUUAGACUACGACUUUGAGCCCAUCAAGGUCAUUUCCACGAAGAAGAAGCCAUUUCUGGUUCCUCAGAUCGAGGCCAAGAUCAGUGACUUCGUCAAAAAUAAGUUCCAGGCCGCCAUUGUGGAUGAUGGUGGAGUGGAGUACUCUAAUACACCAGAAGAAUCCCGGGCAAUUCUAGAUCAGCAGCGUCACAUGCUAGAACGUUUAUACCACAAGAUUAUGGUGGAAGAGAGGUUUGAGUUGAAUGGAGAUAAGAUAGAGCGGCGCAAAGUCAUUUUGCCUAAUGUUUCUGUCAAGAUGACCGAUCCUUUCCGUGACACCGGUAGUAUAGUACCGAAGAUUCAGGGUGCAAGCAACGACCAAACCUACCAAGACCAUUUUAUAGCACAAGGCAUGGCGUACUCCAAGAUUUGUCUCCAUUACCGGAAACAGCGCAUUGCUAGAGUUAAAAAGAUUGCUCAAAUGAUUGAGCAGCAUUUCAGAAAGAAGGCUGGUGAGAAGGAGAGAUUGGCUCGUGAGAGAGAGCAGAACUUGAGAAGAAUCAGCAGACUCGCUAUUCAAGCAGUUAAGAAGAGAUGGUCUCAGGCCAAUAAAGUUUACAGAGUGUUACAGAAUGAGAAGGAAGAGGAACUCAAACAGAUUGAGGGUCGUGAGCACUUGAGUAAAAUGCUCGAGCACUCCACCCAGCUCUUGGAAGCACAGUUGAAUCGCUCGUCUCAUGAAAACACCGAAGCGGAAUCCGCAGCCGAUUCUGCAGUUGACUCAGAUGAUGACAGUAAUGCAGAAGAUUCGGAGAAUUUCUCAAGCUCCUCUGAAAGCAAUGAUGAACAGAAUGAAGAAAACCAUACCGACAAAGGUGAUAACGAGCUCAGCGUAGAGGAAUUGAGAAAGAAAUAUAAUCUGAUGGAGUCAUCUGUUGAACCUACAUCUGAGAUGAAUGGUACGAACUCGGAACUGGGAGAUGAAUCACCACUGGGUAAUGGUGAUGGACUUGCUGCACUCUACGAAAACGGAGAAGUUAAGGCUCCAGUUUCUUUAGAGUAUACUGACGACCAGAAGAAGCUCAUUGAGAUUACAAAAUCCGAAAAGAAUGAAAUGCUCGAUUCAGAUGAAUUUUCCGAUUCCAUGUCGGACGAAACCUCAUCAUCAGACGAAUCGGAGUCGGGAGAAGAAGCCUCUGAAAGUGAGUCUGAAGUUGAAGUUGGUUUGAAUGGUUCAGGUCUUGCUGGUUUUUAUCAAACGAAGGAAGAUGUUGAAAUGGACGAAGCUGAGCAAUCAGAGAAGUCAACGGAGGAAGAGGAGGAACCUAAAACACCGGGUUCAGCAGAUAGCGAAAAGGAUGAAAAAGUUGAAGAAAUCAACGGAUUUAAAGUCAAAGACGUCCCAGUUCCUUCUCUUUUGAGAGGUACAUUGAGACCAUACCAGAAACAAGGUUUGAACUGGUUGGCUAGUUUGUACAAUAACAACACCAAUGGUAUCCUUGCUGACGAGAUGGGUUUGGGUAAAACGAUUCAGACUAUUUCACUUUUGUCGUAUUUGGCAUGUGAACAUCAUAUUUGGGGCCCUCACUUGAUUGUGGUGCCGACCUCGGUGAUGCUCAAUUGGGAGAUGGAAUUCAAAAAGUUUGCUCCUGGUUUCAAGGUGUUGACUUACUUUGGCUCCCCUCAGGAGAGAGCAAGAAAGAGAAAGGGUUGGAAUAAAAUGGAUGCCUUCCAUGUCUGCAUCACCUCUUAUCAGUUGGUCGUUCAUGACCACUCAUCUUUCAAGAGAAGAAGAUGGAGAUACAUGAUUCUUGAUGAGGCUCAUAAUAUCAAAAACUUCAGAUCUACACGGUGGAAAUCGUUGCUAAAUUUUAAUACUGAGAACAGAUUGUUGUUGACGGGUACACCAUUGCAGAACAAUUUGAUGGAAUUGUGGUCUUUGUUGUAUUUCCUUAUGCCUUCUUCCAAGGUAGACCAGAUGAUGCCUGAAGGAUUUGCAAACUUCGAGGAUUUCCAACAAUGGUUCGGAAAGCCUGUGGAUAAGAUCUUAGAGAAGACUAAUACGGGUGAUAUCAUCGACGAAAAUGUCACCAGUAAAUUGGACAAAGAUACAAGGGAUACAGUCGCCAGAUUGCAUCAAGUUUUGCGUCCCUACUUAUUAAGACGUUUGAAAAAAGAUGUUGAGAAGCAAAUGCCAGGAAAGUAUGAGCACAUUGUCUAUUGUCGUUUGUCUAAACGUCAAAGAUAUUUGUAUGACGACUUCAUGUCUCGAGCUAAGACCAGAGAGACAUUAUCUUCCGGAAAUUUCUUAUCCAUCAUCAACUGUUUAAUGCAAUUGAGAAAGGUGUGUAACCAUCCAGAUUUGUUUGAAGUUCGUCCUAUUGUUACAUCGUAUGCAAUUCCAAAAACGGUCACAAAUUCUUUCAAAUCAUACGAUGCAACAGUGAGAAAAUUGCUUUCAGACGUCACAGAUGAAAAGUCGAUCUCCUUUCCAGUAUUGAAUUUGGAUGUUUCCAACAAAGAGGAUAUGAACUAUUUUGCUGCCCAGUCUUGUGACCGUCUCAAGACUAACAAGAAAUUGGAGGAGCAAAUCGCAGAGUUGGAUAAACUCAUUGAGGACGGAAGAAGUGUCAAAAACCCCUCCCUUACAGACGUUUUGGAAAUUAACAGGUUUUUGAAGUUGGAGGAGCAAAUUGAUUUAAGAGAAAGACUCAAGCAAGCUCUUUACUUGAACACUUUGAGAUGCAGACGGGCACCAAUACAUGGAUGUUCCUUUUUUGAUUUUGCAAGAACGGCAACGAAAAAGAAUAAUUGUGAAACCUAUAACGACAUGGUUUUGAGUAUUCCACAAAGAGCAGGCAAAAUGAAGGAAGUGAUAGACAAAUAUGCGGUCAUUACACCUCUGGUUGUCACACUUGAUAUGAAGGAUCAAAUAAUUCCAAUCAGCACACAAUACAAAGUGCGUGAUGAGGUUUUGAAUGAAGAAAUUCAGAACCCUUUCCAUGAAGCUCAGGUGAAGUUGUCAAUUGCAUUCCCUGACAAACAGCUUUUACAAUAUGAUUGUGGAAAGUUACAGAAGUUGGCCAGUUUGUUGCAAGACUUGGUGCCCAAUGGCCAUAGAGCCUUAAUUUUCACGCAGAUGACUAAGGUGUUGGAUAUUCUUGAGCAAUUCUUAAACAUCCAUGGAUAUAGGUAUAUGCGUUUGGAUGGUGCAACCAAGAUUGAGGACAGACAGUUAAUGACUGAAAAAUUUAAUAGAGACCCCAAAAUUCCUGUUUUUAUCUUGUCCACCCGUUCUGGUGGAUUGGGAAUCAAUCUUACAGGAGCAGACACUGUCAUUUUCUACGAUUCGGAUUGGAAUCCCGCAAUGGAUAAGCAGUGUCAGGACCGUUGUCACAGAAUUGGACAAAGCAGAGACGUUCACAUCUAUCGUUUCGUUUCUGAGUACACGAUCGAGUCUAACAUUUUGAAGAAGGCUAAUCAGAAGAGACAAUUGGACAACGUUGUCAUCCAGGAGGGAGAUUUCACUACCGAUUACCUCGGCAAGUUUUCGGUGAGAGAUUUGGUGAAUGAUUCCUCUGCUAUAAUAGGCGACUUGCCUGACAAACCGAUUGGAGAGGACGCCAAUAUUGAGCUCCUUGCACAGGCCGAAGAUGAGGCGGACAGAAAUGCCGCCAGAGAAGCUAUGAAGGAGGUUGCAGUUGAUGACGAAGAUUUCAAUGAGGAGAGCAAGGCUUCAUCAGAGAAGCCUGAGAAAUCCAGCUUGGAUGACGAAGAUUACGACGCUGGUGUUGGGCAUAUUGACGAGUACAUGUUGCGGUACAUUGGAGAAGGAUAUUAUGUGGAAUAA
This is a messenger RNA of Sungouiella intermedia, 4656 nucleotides long. The record is from the annotation of a GenBank genome assembly. Lineage: Eukaryota; Fungi; Ascomycota; Pichiomycetes; Serinales; Metschnikowiaceae.